UCUCUCCCCAAGCCUUAAACCCCUUCCCCUUCCAAAUCACUCGAUUUUCUCUCCAUCUCUGUCCCUUAUAAUGAAUAAGCUACCAAAGAAUCCAGCAAACUACACCCCCCUCAGUCCAAUAAACUUCUUGGAGCGAGCUUCAGUCGUCUACUCCGACCGCACUUCAGUCAUCUACAACAGCACUCGCUUCACAUGGCGACAGACUUACCUUCGCUGCCACCACCUCGCCGUGGCACUCCGUUCGCGCUUACAAAUCUCCAAAAACGACGUGAUCUCCGUUCUCGCCCCCAACAUCCCCUCCAUGUACGAGCUCCACUUUGCGGUUCCUAUGGCCGGAGCCGUACUGAACACCAUCAACACCCGCCUCGACUCCGGCAGCAUUUCCACCAUCCUCCGCCACUCCCAAGCCAAAGUCCUCUUCUUCGACUACCAAUUCGCUUCACUCGUCCACGAUUCCAUUUCCCUUCUCAUGGAACGCAACUCAGCUUCCCCGCUCUUCCUCGUUCUUAUCGACGAGCUAGAAUCACCGAAAUCGAGCCAUCUCGGCUUAUUGGAGUACGAAGAGCUAAUUUCCUCCGCAGAUCUUGGAAGCUCAGAGCUUCCUCCGUUGGCUGACGAAUGCGACCCCAUUGCGCUGAAUUACACAUCGGGGACCACAUCGGCUCCAAAAGGUGUGGUUUACAGUCACCGAGGAGCUUAUUUAAGCACGCUUAGUUUGCUGCUUCAAUGGGGGGUGGGCAACGAGGCGGUCUACCUUUGGUCCCUUCCCAUGUUCCAUUGCAACGGCUGGACCUUCACUUGGGGCAUGGCCGCGCGCGGCGGAACCAACGUCUGUAUACGCAGCAGCUCUAAAUCCGACAUAUAUAAAGCAAUUGCGGAUCACGGAGUGACCCACAUGUGCUGCGCGCCGGUCAUCUUCAACCUUCUGGUCGACGCCACGAAAUCAAAGGUCGAGGUUUUAACCGGUGGGGCUCCGCCGCCGGCCGCGAUGCUGGAGAGAGUGGAGAAAUUGGGGUUCCACGUGACGCACGCGUAUGGUAUGACGGAGGCGACGGGACCAGCGCUGGUUUGUGAGUGGAGAGAAGAAUGGAACCGGUUGUCGAGUGCGGAACAGGCGAGGCUCAAGGCGAGGCAGGGGGUUUCCGUGCUGAGCCUCAGCGAAGUGGAUGUGAAGAACGUGGGGACGAUGGCGAGCGUGCCGAGGGACGGGAAGGCUGUGGGGGAAAUCGUGAUAAGAGGAAGCAGCGUCAUGAAAGGGUAUUUCAACAACGAGGAAGCGAAUUCCGAAGCUUUUAAGGAAGGUUGGUUUUUGACUGGGGAUGUCGGAGUUGUGCAUCCGGAUGGGUAUGUGGAGAUCAAAGACAGGUCUAAAGACGUCAUUAUUUCCGGCGGAGAGAACAUCAGCAGCGUGGAGGUGGAAGCGGUGCUUUACAGACAUGAAAGAGUGCUGGAAGCUGCUGUAGUGGUGAUGCCUCAUCCGCAUUGGGGAGAAACUCCUUGCGCCUUCAUUACACUGAAAGAAGAGAGAGCGAAGCCGACAGAGGAGGAGAUCAUCGCGUACUGCCGGCGGAACAUGGCGGGCUUUAUGGUGCCGAAGAAGGUUGUGUUCCUGGAGGAGAUGCCGAAGACGGCUAUGGGGAAAAUACAGAAGAAUAAGCUUAGAGAGAUGGCGCGGGAGUUUGGGAUUGACGUUAAGAGCGAGAGGAAACCUAAGCGUGAAGAGGAGAUGAAGAAGAAGUCGUCGAAGAAUUCUGCUCGGAAUAACGACUACGUAGUGAAUGCAAGAUCCCGGCUUUGAAUGCCUAGAGUUGUAGCUUGGGAGAAGCUUUUGAGUUGAAAACUGUUCGUUCUGAAUGUGUACGUUAAUAUUAUUUAAUAUUAUUGUAAUAAUAUAUAGUAAAAUUAUGAUAUUGGAGGGAAAGCGUUUGGAGCUGUUAGACUAAGGUGAAGGUGGGGUUGGGUUGGGGGAGAGAUUAUUACGUCUCGAGUUUGGAUCGAAGUUAUGUUAAAUUUUUGUGAGUCUGUAUAGUAAAAGCACAGUGAUGAACAUUAACUGUGCUUUUAUCAUAUAUUAGUAAUUCUGGUUUUAGCGCA
Dendrobium catenatum is the source of this 2094-nucleotide messenger RNA. Its product is annotated as benzoate--CoA ligase, peroxisomal. The record is from RefSeq and is a predicted model, not a curated record. Lineage: Eukaryota; Viridiplantae; Streptophyta; Magnoliopsida; Asparagales; Orchidaceae. The transcript has a single exon. Bases 71 to 1798 code for a protein of 575 amino acids.